Messenger RNA from Marasmius oreades (fairy-ring Marasmius), 1076 nucleotides. RefSeq lists its product as uncharacterized. NCBI's taxonomy places the organism in Eukaryota, Fungi, Basidiomycota, Agaricomycetes, Agaricales, Marasmiaceae. The transcript has 6 exons. The coding region runs from base 287 to 880 and encodes 197 amino acids. The record is from RefSeq and is a predicted model, not a curated record.
GAUUUGCAAUGCCUACUCUCUUUUACCGACGAUCGUCGGACAGCGGUCUCGGUGAGGAAAUUCAACUCUGGUCUCAUACAGCUUUACUCCGGGUUCUGGGCUCAGUACGCGACGAAAAUGCUGGCUGCUUCGCACAAAGUACACGUCGAUCGUCUUCAUGGUAUAUGAGACUCGAAUAUGUCCAUUAUUUCGGAUCAAGAUUCCCGUUCCUGUAUGAGGACACCACAUACUUAAAAGAACCAUUUGAGCUGUACUCAAGACCAUUUCCCAUCCUGACACUCUUGCAAUGAUUCCCUUCGUUUUCCAACUUGCCAUUCUUUUGUUCUUCACAGGAUUCCCCUCCUCCCAAGCUCUCCAAGUCAAUAACACGAUCUAUAUUAUCAGUAGUGCCGAGACGCCCUCUCUCGGUCGUCCAGGACUUACACCUAUCGGUCAACAACGUGCACAACAGUGUAUUCCCAACGUCUUCGCGAAAUUCAACAUUGGAUUGAUUAUCUCUUGUAAUGGUACGGCAGCCGGCUCCGAGGAUGAGGAUGGCGACGGUCAAGGGUGCGCUGCAGCAGCGCCAACUGCCCAACCGUUUGCUACUCAGCUAGGGCUGAGUCUCACUACGUGUGGUGCGGGUGACGACGCCAAUGAAGGGUGCGCUAGUAGGUUGAUUAAUGCAUUCGCUAAGAAUAGCACUGGUUCUGUCCUCAUUGUCUGGGACUUUCUGCAAAUGGAAGAUCUCUUCGAAAACCUUGAUAUCGACGACGAAGAGGAUGACGACGACGAUAAUGAAGAUGGCACUCCCCAUUACGACAUUAUCACCACCGCCUUAAAAACCAAAGUUAUCGGACAGUCUUCAAUGAAUUGUACUGGAAUCGACGGCCCAGCGUAACUCAAGUAAACCUGGAGGAUGGCCCUUUAAGUAGAAGUAUCUCUCAUAUCCUUACAGGCGGGUAACAACGUGCUCCACUGCUUACUACUGUCCAUCUAUGCCAAAAUACGUAACUUGAACCUGUACUCGCGCGAGCUCAGAUAUCGUAGUUUCUAGAUUCUGGGUACAAUAAUAUCAGAAUUGUUUUAUCUUGCUA